AUAUUUAAGAGCAGAUAUCAGAGCUGUGCUGCGACUGCAGUGAUGAAGAUGAUCGACAUACUCAGUGUAGCAUUUUCCAUCGCUCUCCUAACGAGAGGAUGUGAUGCACAACUGAAUGAGUGUGGCAGAACACCUCUCAACACAAGGAUAGUUGGAGGACAGAAUGCACCAGCUGGUGCUUGGCCGUGGCAGGCCAGUCUUCACACGGGCGGUAGCCAUUUUUGUGGUGGAUCACUCAUCAACAGUGAAUGGGUUCUGACUGCAGCCCACUGCUUUCAAAAAAUUACUUCAGCCAGUGACCUAACUGUGUACCUGGGGCGACAGACACAGGAAGGAACAAAUGAAAACGAAGUGUCCAGAAGUGUCUCUCAAAUCAUAAAACAUCCAGGCUACAGUAGCAACACUAAUGACAACGACAUCACUCUUCUGCAUCUGUCUUCACCGGUGACAUUUACAAACUAUAUCAGACCAGUCUGUCUGGCUUCAGCAAACAGUACAUUCUUCAGCCGCACUGUAAGCUGGGUCACCGGAUGGGGGAGAAUAGGGGCAAGCACUUCCCUGCCCUCACCGCAAACUCUACAGGAAGUUGAAGUGCCUGUUGUUGGAAACAGGCAGUGUAAGUGUCUUAAUGGAGUCUCAACAAUCACAGACAACAUGAUAUGUGCCGGAGCACUAGAAGGAGGGAAAGACUCCUGUCAGGGUGAUUCUGGUGGUCCUUUGGUCAGCAAACAGGGCUCAGUCUGGGUCCAGUCUGGAGUUGUGAGCUUCGGCGAUAGCUGUGCUUUAGCUAACUUGCCCGGUGUGUAUGCCCGAGUGUCUCAGUACCAGAACUGGAUCAAUGAGCAGAUCUCCACCAACCAGCCAGGCUUUGUUACGUUCACCUCCAAUGGUACCGACGGUGACCUGGCAAUAUUCUGUAAAGGUGUGCCUGAAAUCACAACAACCACUGCCACCACUAAAGCUACAACUACAACUACAACAACAACAACCACAACUACAACUACAACCGUUGCACCUGUAGUGUGUGGAAGUGCCAAACUGAACACCCGUGUUGGAGGAAACAUCUCCCUCGUAUCUCCUGGUGUUUGGCCAUGGAUGGCCAGCCUGCAGUUUAACGGCAGUCACGUUUGUGGAGGAACGCUGAUUGCUGAACGGUUUGUCAUGAGCUCUGCCAGCUGCUUAACCAGAUCCACCAAUGCCUCUGACUGGACCGUGAUCCUGGGCCGUCUGAAUCAGAACAGCUCUAACCCCAAUGAGGUCUCUAUAAAAGUGGCGAAUAUCACACUCAGCAACAGUACGGGUGACAACGUUGCAGUCUUGCAGUUGGCUGUCGCACCAAAGCUCACAAAUUUCAUUCAGCCUAUAUGUGUGGACAUGGGAGACAAUACCUUCAGCGCUGACACUCAGUGCUGGGCGGCGGGAUGGGGCGCAGGAGCAGGAGGAGUGAAUCAGACUCUUCAGGAAUACCAGACCUCUGUUGUGAGUUGUGGAAACUCAUCCUCAAACAACAGUAUUUGUACAAGUUCCUUGAACUUACAGGAGGGUGAUCAGGGUGGUCCGCUGAUGUGUAAACUGGGUCAGUCAUGGAUCCAUGCUGCAGUUUUGACAUUACAGAGCAGCAUUUCAAACAGCAGCAGCUCUAACACAAGCUCCAGCAACAGCACUCGAGCAUCCCGCUCUGCUCGCGCUCAAGAUGUCCAGGUCUUCACUAAAACAUCCAACUUUGCCUCAUUCCUGACAUCUGUUGUGGGUUCCUUCCCUGCAAAAACCACAAACUCCACAAGUUCAACUACAAGUGCAGCGGCCAACAAGCCAUCCCAACAAGCCAUCCCAGCUGCCUCUAGUGGACCACAAGCAUCUUCUUCCUUCUGUUUUACCGUUUCAGUCCUUUUGUCAGUUCUGACAGUUCUUAAAAUCUUUCUAGGCCUCAACUUUUGAGAUGAAUGUUACUGUAAGUAUUCAGACACAUAAUAGAUGUCUUCAAUUUUCCUCAUGUGACUGAUUACAUAAUCAUACAAUAUAAAAAUAGUUUGUGGGGCACAUAAUUCACUUUUACUACACAAAUGUGAAAAUUUACAAUCUCUAUUGUUAUCUCAG
Molecule: messenger RNA, 2097 nt
Organism: Carassius auratus (goldfish)
Lineage: Eukaryota; Metazoa; Chordata; Actinopteri; Cypriniformes; Cyprinidae
Product: transmembrane protease serine 9-like
Exons: 10
Coding region: 43-1938 (631 amino acids)
Biological process (GO): proteolysis
Molecular function (GO): serine-type endopeptidase activity
Source: RefSeq, a predicted model, not a curated record